Molecule: messenger RNA, 1595 nt
Organism: Erinaceus europaeus (western European hedgehog)
Lineage: Eukaryota; Metazoa; Chordata; Mammalia; Eulipotyphla; Erinaceidae
Gene: RIPPLY1
Product: ripply transcriptional repressor 1
Exons: 5
Coding region: 481-1050 (189 amino acids)
Biological process (GO): embryonic pattern specification; negative regulation of transcription by RNA polymerase II
Cellular component (GO): nucleus
Source: RefSeq, a predicted model, not a curated record
GACUUUAGGCAGAGGACAGUGCUCCUGCUGCUGGGUUUGCCUGGGGUCAGUACCCAUUUACCCAGAAACUGUCACAAAAUGUUCAGCAGGCUGGUGGGGCCCAUAGAACAGAGGGAUCCCAUGAGAACCCUCAUCUCACACUUGAGGGAACUGAGGCCCUGGGGCCAGGCAUGGUCCUUUGGUAACUUAAGAGCCAGUCAGAACAUUGCCUCUCUCCAGCACCCUAGCUCCAGGGGCUUGAGGCUGAGCACUGAGAUUUGGAGUCUGCUCUGAGGUCUCGCAAAAUACUGCCUGCUGCACUCUUUCCCUGGAUAUCUCCUGCUGAAAUUGGAGAGGGACUACAGGCACUCUAGCAAGUGAACUGCCCAGUAAAGGAGUAGGUUUGGGGAAAAGGCUGCAGGUUUACCCAACAGGCAACUGGAUCUAUUGCACCCAGAACCCCCUUUGUUCUUUUCCAACCAAGGUUUGGACACAGUAAGAAUGGACAGUGUCGCUCCAACAGCUGCCUCUGGCCUAACUCAGGCCACAGCCCCAGAGUCAGUCUUACCACGGCACCCCCUGUCCCUCCCUGGACUGCUAACCCCAUCACAACGCCUAAUCUCCUCUGGACAAGAAAUAGCUGGGAGUGGAAGAGCUUGUCUUUGGAGACCCUGGAUGUCUUCUGCAAAUGAUACUCCAAGGCAGGAGAGGGAACACGUGGACUUGGCUGUUGGUGGGGCAACAGGAGCCGAGGUCACCAAGGCUGACUCCAAGUUCCAUCACCCUGUCAGGCUCUUCUGGCCUAAAUCUCGCUCAUUUGACUAUUUGUACAGUGAUGGGGAGCUCCUACUGCAGAAUUUCCCCGUCCAGGCAACCAUCAACCUGUAUGAAGACUCAGACUCAGACUCAAACAGCGAAGAGGAAGUGGAAGAAGAAGAGGAGGAGGAAGAAGAGGAGAAGAAAGGGGAGGCAGAUGGGAAGGAGCCAGAAGGGUAUGUGAGAGUACCAGGCUCAGCACCACAUAAGGCCACAGCUUACCCUUCUUUUCCGCCUUUCACCUAUCAAAACUGAGCCAACUAGAGUCUACUUAGGGUUCAGUAGGCCAGGUAGAUCUUCUGUUUUCUAGAAUAAAAGUUGAAUCUAAAAUUUACCUACUUCACCUUGGCUACACCCAACUGGGCUGUGAGCCUGGGCCUUUGGCCUCUGGUAUCUCCUUGUGCUGGAUGCUAUUAUGUGAAUAGUAGGGAGGUCCUGGGUGCUCUGGGAGAAGGAAGGCCUAUAUUCUGAAGCCCACAGGAAUAGAGCAGGGCAGACUAUGCCCAUGUAGAAAGAAUUAGCUACUCUUUAGGACAUUUUGACCCCCAUUCCCAGCUUUCCAGGUGGCCAUAGAAUCCUAUCUCUGCAUGAAAAUCCUGGGUUCCAUCAUCAUCCUUUGGGAUGCCAGACAAACAAAAGUUAGGGUUUCUGUUUGAUGGGCCUGGUAGGAAGGGAAAGGGGGGCAUCUAGAGAAUCAUCUCACUUUGGGGACCUCCCCCACUUUUCUUGCUAUCCACUGGGGAAUAUGUGUUGGCAUGAGAUGAAUCAGGGGGAAAAUAAACUAGAUGAUGUUUGCUUUU